Molecule: messenger RNA, 1813 nt
Organism: Colossoma macropomum (tambaqui)
Lineage: Eukaryota; Metazoa; Chordata; Actinopteri; Characiformes; Serrasalmidae
Gene: prr15la
Product: proline rich 15 like a
Exons: 2
Coding region: 352-678 (108 amino acids)
Source: RefSeq, a predicted model, not a curated record
AGCCUCUUUCAGUGUGCAUGUGUGGCCAUGAGCACAUUUGUGUGCGAAGGUGUGUGUAUGUGAUACAGUAGGAGGAGUGUGCACCUGCUAAGCUGCACCUGGUUGUCAGAGUGAAGAGUAUACACGAAACCAGAGAGAGAGCGAGAGAUCAAGGGAGAGAACGAGAACAAAUGAAAAGGUGGAAAAAGCGGUCUCAAGCCAUCAGCACAGGGCAAUGAUUGCACUCACUGGACCUGACUGUAAACAGCGCUGAGUGGACUGAACUAAAGGCCAAUAACCUCUGGAGGGACGAUCGCAACCCCAGCCUCCGUGACGCACUUUCACUCGCACAGGCCUAACCUCUCCUUCCCCAUGGCUACGGCAGAGCCUGCCCCUGCAUGGUGGAAGCUGACCUUCCUCCGCAAGAAGAAAUCCGAGCCCAAGGUGUUGUAUGAGAUCCCUGCAGAAUACAUCAAUGCCGAGGCCACACCCGGAACUGCUGGACCACCCGAUGAUAGCCAGUUCAACGCCCGCCUCGAACGCAUCGUGGACAAAACAGCCACAAAAGGACGUCACGUUAAAGUGUCUCACUCAGGCCGCUUCAAGGAGAAGAAGAGGAUCCGUGCAACGUUAGCAGAAAACCCUGAGCUGUUCCCCAACCCUGACCCUUGCAAUGGCAAUGAGAGCACAAACAAAUGAAGGCCAUAGGGUCAUGGGGUCAGUCUGCUUGAAGAAUCUGUGCAACAUAGGCCUACAUAUGCACAGAUGCACAAACAACAAAAAACAAUUCCACUUCUGCUCCUGAAUUCAACCAGCUGCCCUUGAAUAACGAAAAUCAACAAAUAAAACAAAACACUUGCUCAUGUUUUAGUAUGAUUUUGUAUGAAGUGAGAUGGGCGUGUGUCCUGAGUUUUGAAAAGACUUGUGGAUACGAAGCGAUUUCUCUGUAACAUCCAUUAAAAUGUAUCUCAGCACCAUGGUGACCAAAGUGUAUGACUGACUGUACUAACAGCUGCAGUCAACCUGUCCAAGCUACACCCACAAAUGUGUCCUUCGCAACUUCUUAGCUAAGUUGGACAAGCUUAUAGCUGAAGUUUCUUCAUAGUUUAUCUGUCAGAUGUUCAUCCACAAAAUACAAUUGUACGUCAAAAAACUACAUCCAGUCAAUCCUGUCAUUGUGGUCUUUUAUACACAGAAAAUAAAUAUUUAAAAUAACUUUUAAAAUAAUAAGGCAUUGUGUUUUGAUAAAAACUGGGCUGUACUAGUUUCUCAUUAUGCUACAUGGGUUUUUUAUGAAAGAAUGCGUUUGUGGGUGAAGCAUGAUAAGGCCUGAAUUUGAAGUUAUAUUUGCAGUUAAGUCUGCACACACAAGCUUAAAAAUACAAAUAAAUAGUCUGCAAUAAAAGGGCACAGUAAUCUUUUCUAUCCACAUCGACUUUUCCCGUUAACAUUUCUGUUGGAGGACCAGUGAUAUGUGUAUUCAGUUUUGUUUUGAUUUUUAAAAUAUUUUUUAUCAGAAAAUUGUUCACAAAAGUCCAGAUGCAAAAACCUCAGUGCCUUAUGAUCAGAGUGACAAUCAGUCACUCAAGUCACUGUACAUCAACUGUCAACUUGCUGAAAAUCUCUCUUUGUUUUAAACUGCAUUUGUUUUGUUAUGAAGCUGUCCUGUAAAUGUUAGUAGAAUUAUUCAUGUUUGUGAUAAAAGCUCUUAAGAAAAUGAUAUUUUGCAGUAAACUAAUUACAUAGGCAUUUCAGUGAUUUGAGCAUGAUUUAAGAUACGAUGUAAAAAAAAGUUUUAAUAUAAUAUUUAAUAAAAAAAACUUUUUAAAAUAUG